Molecule: messenger RNA, 2259 nt
Organism: Diuraphis noxia (Russian wheat aphid)
Lineage: Eukaryota; Metazoa; Arthropoda; Insecta; Hemiptera; Aphididae
Source: RefSeq, a predicted model, not a curated record
GCCAUUCGGUCACAUCGCAUCGUCACAGUCUUCCGCAUCGCUUAGCUCGYCAUAGAUGUCCUCCGUGCCGACUAUGUGAAAACGGUUCUUUACAAGUCUAUAUAGAAUUACCACCAUUUUGCAUUCGUAAUAUUAUUCCGUCAAGCAGUGUAUUGCAUUUCAUUUUCCAAUCCUUCAUCGCGUACGAUUUUCAUCCAUCGUCAUGAUCCGGUUACCGUUCAACGCCGCGCUGUUACUGGUCCUGCUGCUGGUCGGGCCCUCGGUCACGUCUUCGGUGGACAGCAACGGAGUUGACGAUGGCGAAGAAAACCCGUUCUUGGAAGCGGCCAAGUCGCUGCUGCAAGACUCGCUGGCCAGCGGACAGGGCGGCGGGGCCGGAUUGGGAUCCGUGCUCCAGUCCUUCAUGCAGACGGAGGGCGCCAAGUCUGGGCUGGGAUCAAUCGUAUCCGGUCUGGCGGCCGCYAAGGGUUCCGUCGACCCACAGGUGAUCGGACAGCUCGUCGGCAUGUUCGCCGGUGGUUCAGCUGCGGACAAGUCAUCGUCCGGCAACGAUAACGGGCCCGGCGUGGAUUGGAGCUCAAUGAUCGACUUGGCUUCCGGUUUCAUGUCAUCGACGGCGGGCGCGGGCGGCCUCCAGGGUUCGUCCAUCGAGGGUUUCAUGAACGUACUUCCGGUGUUGGUGAACGCUUUCAGUGGCGGUCACAAACAUUCCGAUGAUCCAGAAGUUGAGGAUUUUGAAGAGCACGAGCGACAUGCCAGAGCUUCGACCUUCUUGCCGCCGUUUCUGAGCAGCGCGUACGUGUACUGGGAACAUUUCAAAAACAGUGAGCUGGGCAUGACCCUGUGGAARAACAGCGGCCUGGGCAGCAUCCUGAAGCUGUUCAUCGACAAGGACGGUCAUUUCCAAGUAGACAAGAUAUUCGAGUCCAUGGAAAACUCCACGUUCAGACGGCGGUGGGUCAGAAGUCUGACCAGCUUCGUCGCCGAAUGGAUGAAACACGUAUCAGACCCGAACACACAGGCCAGAUAUUUGUCGACGACACAGUUCAUCAUGAAUGGAUUCUUAAAGUCUCAAGGUUAUUCUAAGGCAGCACAGUUUGACUCAGCACGGCCAGCAGAAUCACUGAGCUUCCUGGCCGACGCGGUGUUUAAACGACAGUUUGGACUCAAAGUCAAUUCUGCUACGUACAUUAAACCAGCGAUAGCAUAUUUACAAGAUGUGUUUAGGUUGGGCCAAAGCAAAGGAUUGAGCUUGCAGCAUUUAACUUCCAAGGAAAUUGAGGAGAAGCUAUCAGAGCUGUUGAAUCACGAGCUAAUUGACCCGAUACUCAGGGUGUGGAGAGUGUACAGAUUCGUGGGCAAAAAACCAGAAUGUGAUCGUUACUUGGUGUGCAGCAUCAACCGCAAAGGCCAAUAUCCAGACAGCAAAACAGGACUCAAACCAGGUGUUACAAAACUGUCCAGUUUAAUCGCUUCGUGGUUCCUGUCCGGAAAGACGGGAACGCCGUUCUGGAAACUUUACAACGCUGCAACCGAAGACCACAACUGUUCGACAAAAUAUUCGGCAAAUUGCCAAGAAUUCCACGAAGAAGAUUUGAAAGCCACGACUGAAUAUUUCCACAACGAACUCUAAGAGUGUAAAAAUAAACAACAACAAAAAACUAUCAAUAAUUGCGGAUAUACAUAAUAUGCAUAUUUUCAAAGGCUGUUUCAUCAAUUUCGGUUUUUGAACAUUUUAUAAUUCAUAUAAUAUGUAUUUUAACUCUAAACGGGGUGUACACUAGGUACUCGGGUAUUUAAACCUAGUUUAAGCCACCAUUGAUAUACUACCUUAAUUUUGUUUUAUAAUCUUUUUAUAUAUAUAUAUGUAUGUAAUAUGUUUACAUUUACUAAAUUAUUUUUAGCAUACAAUUUACUGAUAGGUAGAUAAGGUUUUUUCGYCGAACAAAACUGCAAUUAUUCACUUUAUAUAGGUAUUUUACCAUCCCGAGAUAUUUUAAUAGGGGACCUUAUGGAAGUGUAGAUGGAUUCAAAUGAUACAUUCAUAAUACAGUUUCAUAAAAUAAUUAUGUCUAUCGGACUAGAUGCAAGCACGUUUGUUGAUAAUACACCGUCCUAAUGACAAAAAAGCUAAAACAUAUAAUAUAUUAUAGAUUAAGUGUAUAUUGGUACAUCAAUUUAUAAAGUUUCAAAAAAAGAAUACCUACUUAAUAUUGUAAUUAGUUUUCUACAAUAUAUGCUUAAAUUAUUUGUGUAGGU